Danio aesculapii is the source of this 3602-nucleotide messenger RNA. It is a transcript of the gene tlr18, whose product is annotated as toll-like receptor 18. The record is from RefSeq and is a predicted model, not a curated record. The coding region runs from base 293 to 2857 and encodes 854 amino acids. Lineage: Eukaryota; Metazoa; Chordata; Actinopteri; Cypriniformes; Danionidae. The transcript is spliced from 5 exons. Gene Ontology annotation, cellular component: membrane. Gene Ontology annotation, biological process: inflammatory response; immune response; toll-like receptor signaling pathway. Gene Ontology annotation, molecular function: protein binding; transmembrane signaling receptor activity.
UCGUCUCCGGAUUUAGUGCAGACGGCACGACCUGAAGGCACGACCUGAAAUCCCAAACAAUGCGCUUGAACUUCCUCUGAACAGGCGUAUUGCUGAAAAGCCAACGUCUUCUGUGGAAACUUCUGGAACUAAACUGAUGGAAGUCCUUCAAGUUUGAAAAAUCGUUUUUCAAGAGUUAUAGCCUACUGAGAUGAAGUUGGAAGGUUUGUUGUGGCUUUGUGCUUCACCCACAAACAGAGACUCUGAAAAUUUGCAAGUUCACAAGUAAAAGAUCUCCCCCACGCAUGUGAAAAUGCUUGUUCCGCUGGCACUAAUUCUCAGCCUCCAGGCAGUUCUGCACAUUAAGCAUGCAAAAGCAAGGCAGUCAUGCACAAUAGCAUUUGAUGAGCUUUCAGCAGACUGCAAAGGUCUACGACUCGACAGUGUGCCUAUAACACAACUGCCUGACUCUCUGGAAGAGCUCGAUCUGUCUUUCAAUACCAUAUACAUCAUCCGCAAACAAGACUUUUUCAAACUCAGUCAUCUGCGAGUCCUCAAGCUUAAUUUCAACAACAUCUCUCUAGUUCUGGAUGAUGCCUUUCAGGGAAACCUGCUGCUAGAGGAGCUAAACUUAUUCAAUAACUCCUUGACGGAAAUCCCAUUUAAAGCCCUUGAGCCACUCACUAAUUUGAAGGUUUUAGAAAUGUCCAAUAAUCUGUACUCACAAGCAUCUUUGGGUGCUGCUUUCUUGAAUUUCAACCAGUUGAAAGUGCUGUCCAUUGGCGGACCCCUGGUCAGUAGUUUGGGAAGCCAUGACAUUUAUGUGUUGAAAAACAUUUCGUUAGACAAGUUUGCUGUAAAAACUGGCACUGGUUUUAGGGAUUAUGAACCAGGGUAUUUCAAAAGCCUCAGCACAAAGCACUUGUGGUUUGAUAUAACUUUUGACAAAAAUCCUGAUUUACUUCCUAAGAUGUUGAAAGAUCUGGCUGACAAGACGUUUGAUGUGCUACGUUUCAGAAACCUUUUUGAAUUUCAGUAUUACACCGGUGAGCGGGACAUUUUUUACGGCCUGCAGUAUGUAAAUGCUCAAACCCUAACCUUCUAUCGAGGUAAAUUCAAUGAAGAAGUUAUGAGAAUGGCUCUGAAAAAUGUGGAGAUCAGUCCAAUCACAGCCCUGGAGCUGCUGCUCAUCGAUUUCGCCCGUUCUCAGAACAGAACACAGGGAUCCAGUGUGAAGAACUUGUCCUUGGACAGGCUGGUUCUCUCGGACAUCAGUAAUCCAGAUAUAAUGCGCUUCGACUGGAGCUUCACAUGGCUUAAUCACGUUCGCAAAUUCAUUGUACGGAAUGUAAACUUCAACAGUGUCCCCUGCGACUCGUGGCCGGAGAUGAAGAGUGUUGAACUUCUGGACAUCUCUAACAACCAGCUGAUGGACAGUUAUAUAUACAACCCGCUAUGUGAUACCAGGAACACAUUGCAUAAGCUGGAAACCUUUAACGUCAGUCAUAAUCGACUCACCAGCCUCAGUGACUUGGCAUCUCUGACUAAAGAUUUUGUCAAGCUAACAACAAUCGAUAUGAGCCACAACCAGCUGCAAUACCUGGGCAACGGCGCCUGUGACUGGAGACGAACCAUCACCAAAGUGAUCGGUCAUCACAAUAGUUUAACAAGCGACAGUUUUAAGUGCCUCCCCACUUCGGUAAGCUUCCUGGAUCUCUCAUACAGCAGUCUAGACCAGCUGGACAUGGAUUAUUUCAAUAAAGCCUCAGAGUUAACUGAGCUUCUCCUCAGCGGAAACAAGAUCAAAUUCAUCCCUUCAGGAUGGAAGAAUCGAUAUUUGAGGACGCUGGCUUUAGAUGGAAACUCAUUUGGACUUGUUAGCAUGACGUCUUUUAAGGACAUGCUUAGCCUGCGUGUUUUGACUGCAGGAAACAAUCCUUACCAUUGUACCUGUGAUCUGUACACAUUCAUUCAGGAAACUACAAGCAAAGGCAAGGUGACCAUUACUGACUGGCCCAGCAACUACAAGUGUUACCAUCCUGAGCGUCUUCUCAACACGAUGGUCUCAAAGUACUCCCCGGGUCAUUUAGCCUGUGAUAUAACACUCGUUAUCAUUAUAUCCGUGUCAACAACGGUGGCUGUUGUCCUGGUUAUUAUGCUUCUGUGCUACAUUUUUCAUGUGCCGUGGUACAUUAAAGCUACAUACCAGAUCAUCCGAGCCAAGUACAGGGCCCAUAAGGAAGGUUCAGGUCAGGGGGUGGAUUACGCCUUUCAUGCAUUCAUCUCUUACAGCCAUUCGGAUGCAGACUGGGUCAGAAAUCAUCUGCUUCCUUGUCUAGAGAAUGCGAAGCCUCCUUAUCGGCUCUGCAUCCAUGAAAGAGACUUCAUUCCAGGGAAGUGGAUCAUUGACAACAUCAUUGAGAACAUUGAAAACAGUCGCAAGGUAAUUUUUGUGUUGUCCCAUAACUUCGUCAACAGUGAGUGGUGCAACUACGAGCUCUACUUCGCCCAGCAACGGGCGAUUGGCAAAACAUUCAGUGAUGUCAUCCUGGUCGUGAAGGAGCCCAUUGAUCCCACUUCUCUUCCCAGUAAAUUCUGCAAACUCAAAAGACUGCUCAACACCAAAACCUACCUAGAGUGGCCUCAGCAAGCCACAGAACAGAACUUCUUCUGGAUCCAGCUCAGAAGUGUUCUGGGUAAACCAAACUCUAUAAGGUCGAGAACAACCAGCCAGCAUAGUAGACUGUCUUCAGUGAGGUCUGUUUCAUUAAUAGAGGCACCACAGAAUCAAGAUACUGAAGGCCCGCAUGAAGAUGAUCACCAGAUCAGCCACCAGCCUUCUAAUAGCUGUCAACUAACUUGCAUAGAAGUUGCUUGAAGGACAUCAACAUGCAGGACUUUCAACGUAAAGCGUUAGAGGUGACCAGAUUGAACUUUUAUUUUCGCCCUACAUUCAGAAUAUGAGAUGCAUUAUGAAAGGUGUAAUUGACGAUGAGCUUUUGAAUUAUUCGAAAAUAAUGCAAGCUCAUAAUAAUAAUAACUUACUAGAAUGAAUUAUUUAACUUAUACUACCAUUACAGCACCUAAAGACACCGCUCAGAAGUUGUAUUUCAAGACUUACAUGACUAAUGGUUAGGGAGUUGGACUUGUAAUCAAAAGGUUGAUCCUAGCAGGAAUUUAAAAUGGGGGAUCCAUCUUCAAUACCCAGAAGCAAUGACAACUGCUCUUGGUCGAUGCUCACUAUGUGUGUGCUCUCACUCCUUACUCAAAAUCUGUGUGUGCACAGAGAACCAAUUUUGAGUAUGGGUAAAACCACACUUAACAAGGCUCACUUCACUAGUAGUUUCUUGCACAUCUCAUCUAAAGCCUUUUGUUUUGAUUUUUGACUGUUGUCAAAAUAACUUGCAUUAUCUAUAAUGUGGUACAUGUGGUACCCUUAAAAUAAAUGCAAACCUUAGAAUGUCUAUCAGCCAAUCAGAAUUAAGCAUUCAACUGUAUUAAGUACUAUAUAGUGUGUGAAAACAGUAUGCAAGUCGAGUGUGUUCAAAUUAAUAGGUUGCAUCCAAAGGACAGCUCUAAAAUGUGCUUUUUGGAUGCAGCAUUUUUAAGUAGAAAGCAUUAGG